AUGAGUACAAAAGGACAUUCAGUAAAACAAUUACAAAAUAUAUUUAACUGUGGAAAAACUCAGGUUUACGAUACUCUAAAAAAUCAAAAUAGAAUUAAAGAAGAAUGGUUAAAAGGAAACGGUAAAAUGAUAAAAUCAAUGAAGCAUAAUGCAAAUGAAAUUAGUAACAACGAAAUUUGGGAUUGGUUUGUAGCUGUACGAGCUAAAAAUAUUCCUGUUUCAGGACCAAUAAUACAAGAAAAGGUCCGUGAAAUUGCAGUACGACAUGGUAGUCAUUCAUUCAAAGCUUCCAACGGUUGGUUAUCUAGUUUUAAAAAUAGACAUAAUUUCGCGUGGAAUCAAGUUUGUGGUGAGUCGAAUGAUGUAAAUAUUGAUAGUGUAAAUGAGUGGAAAUCGAAAAUAUCUGAAUAG
This is a messenger RNA of Metopolophium dirhodum (rose-grain aphid), 411 nucleotides long. Its product is annotated as tigger transposable element-derived protein 6-like. Gene Ontology annotation, molecular function: DNA binding. Lineage: Eukaryota; Metazoa; Arthropoda; Insecta; Hemiptera; Aphididae. Gene Ontology annotation, cellular component: nucleus. The record is from RefSeq and is a predicted model, not a curated record. The transcript has 2 exons. The coding region runs from base 1 to 411 and encodes 136 amino acids.